Molecule: messenger RNA, 913 nt
Organism: Cicer arietinum (chickpea)
Lineage: Eukaryota; Viridiplantae; Streptophyta; Magnoliopsida; Fabales; Fabaceae
Source: RefSeq, a predicted model, not a curated record
AACGCAUCUUAAUAGCAACAGUGGAAUUUUCGAGUUCAAGUGCAAGAGAUAAUUGAGAUGGAUCAUCAACACUCAUUACAAUUGAAACCACCAGAAGCACCAUACAAAUGCAGUGGUUGCGGAGAAUUAGGGUUUGGAACAAGUUAUCAUUGUGAAAACUUCAAUUGCACUUAUAUCCUACAUCAAGAAUGUGCAAAUCCUGAUCCUUUUGCCUUUCAUCCAUUUUUCGAGAAAAGCACUUUUGAGUUCUAUAAAAAAGCACCAAGAAAUAGAACAUAUUGUGAUGCUUGUGGAAAAGAUGUUUUAGGUUUUGUCUACCAUUGCUCUAAAACAGGAUAUGAUCUUCAUCCAUGUUGUUUGAAGCUAAAACAUAUUAUUUCAAAUGAAAGUGCAAAUGUGACACUGAAAUUAUCUCAUAAAGUUCAUUCAAAAUGUGCAAAAUGUAAGCAUAAGAAUGUUGUGAGAAAAGUCAAAGGUUGGACUUAUUAUGAUGGAAAUUCUUGUUGUUAUCACGUUUCAUGUUUCAAGGAUUUGAUUCUUGAGAAUUGGAGGAGGGGUUAUUUUAAUUCUCAAGGAGGUGGAAAUAGCAAUUCAAAUAAUUCUUCGAGUGAUGAUAGGGAAACUCAACUUGCACUAACAAGUGUUGAGAUGGUUCAAAGUUUGAGAAUGUCAAGGAGAGUAAGUACUAUCAACAAGUACACAAAGAUAGCUGUUGUGGUGUUCAAGUUAAUAUUUUCAGCUAUUUUUGGAAAUCCUAUAUCGGCUAUUACUACUCUUUUGGAAGCACUUGCUUCAGAUUGAUGACAAGGAUAUAUAUUGCAACUGUGUGUAUAAUUUGGUUUCGUUUUAAUUAGAGUAGUAGUACAUUGAAUAAAGCUUAAUUAGGUGAGUGAAUCUAUAAAUAUAUAUAUAA